UAUAGUAACAAUUUAAAAAGGUAAAAAAUGGUCUUUUGUCUUUCGGAAAGAGAGUUUCUAGUUUCAUGUGAAAGACCAUCGAGCUGCCCCAACCCCAUAUGAUAUGUGGUGUCAGCGGUGAUCGGUGAGGCUCGUGGUGGUGAAUGUAAUUUUAUUUUUCUUAAAUAUGGCAUUAAUAUUUUAUGGUGUUUCUCUAGUUCGAACACUACAAAAUAUUUCUAGAGACGUACGUAAACUAAAGCUCUUUUCAAAGCUUUGAUACAUGCUUUGCCUAGCCGAAUAAUUUUUCCAAGAUACGUUGAACAAAAGUAUAUGUAAAACACAAACCUUAAUAAUUUCAAGAUACGUUGACUUUUACGCCACAUUUUAACUCGUAAUUUUAUCAAUACUUUGUUAUUUUCUAAUAACAACUUAGAUAUUUCUCAUUUUAUUCAAUAAUAUCCACCCUGUUUUUUUUUUAUCAAAUCAACUUUAAAAAAUAUUACUAAUCAAACAGUUCACUCACACUUGAGAUAAAGAAUGCAACACUUUACUCAAUGAAAUGAUCGACAGAAAAGCAAAGCAGUAUAUAUGAAAAAGUGGAAAGAAAGAAUAAUAUAAGUCAUAUCUUUAGUCAAGUUACUGGUAGUGAUUGGUGAAGAAAGAGAAAGCUGUAUAAAGUGGUAUAGCUUUAACUUUUACCAAUCAAGUAUAAAGCAAAGUGAAGCUUCUUUCUCCUGUAUAUGUAACUAAGCAAUCGAUUCACACUUUGUAAAUCUACUUCUUCUUUGUUCUUCUUAGCUUCUCAAAAAAAAUAAAAAAAAAUAAUCUCUCAGCCAGAAAUUUGGGGAAAAAAGUUAGAAGACAUUCUUCCAGUUUCAAGUAACUAGAGCUAAGUAUGUCUAAUGAAGGUCCUAGCCUUCACGUCGAAUGUAAGUUACAUAUAUAUAACAUAAGUAGUAUAUAUAAUAUAAUAAAUCUUUAUAUUCCAGAUGUUAGUCAUUUCUUUAUAUACAUAAAAAUAUUUUUCACAUUUUUUAGAAAGAAAAUUGGCUUCCUUUUGAGGAACGCGUUGUGCUUGAACUAUAUGAAGUUGAGCUUGCAAAAGUAGACUAUAAUACAUAUGGUCUAAAAAAACCUCAUCGAAAUCGUAUUUUGAGUGAACUGUUAAAGCGGACGGGGAAACAUGUUGAUAAUUGGAUAAAGGUCAAAAACAAGAUAGAUACAUUGAAGGGAACUUACAAAGAAUGGAUCGACAUUAUGGGUAAAACAGGUGUAAGUUCAAAUCAGAGAACUGGAGUUAUCUGUAUGGAUGAUGAUUGGUGGCAGUCGCGCGAGACGGAGAGUAAAACAAUUAUGGCUUGCCACUGCCAACCGCCAAAAUAUUGGGAUGCACUACAACGUAUUUGUGGACAAUAUGAUGUAUCAAGUGAACAUAUGUAUGAUGUUGAUGGAGCACGAAGAGAGCUAUAUGAAGAAGAUGCAAGAGCUGAUUUCAGUGGUGGUAUUGGUGAUGGUGCUGAUGAAGAAGAUGUAAGAGCUGACUACACACCUCAAACACAUGAAGAAAAUACUUAUUUUCCAGAUAACUCAUUUAUUGAUCCACAAGAAACAUAUGAAGAUGUUCUCUCUGCAGCAACACAGGAGACAUAUGGAGAUAUUCCAGUUGCAUCAACAGAAGAAAUCCACACUCGUUCAGGUAGACAUACCACCUGUGCUGCGCCAUACAGUGCCGGACGAGGAGAAAGUAAUCAACGAAGAAGUAAUUCACGAGUUCGUUCAGUUGGUAGUAGAGAUCGCGGGAACCGUAGAUGGCAUCAAUUUGAAAGUUCAGUUACCACUGCAUUCCAAGGAAUAGCAGAUGCACGACGUGUGACUGUAUCAGCCCUGCGACCUGAUAGGUACAGUCUUGAAGAAUAUGCAAAAUUUAAAGAUGCAUUUGCUAUACUAAAUUCUUUACCAAUUGAGAAGUACAAACUAUUUUGGAAAGCAUCAGCGAAGCUGCUUAAGGAGGAUGCAAGGUGGCGUAAUACAUUUUUAGACACUUCUUUUGAGUCAGAUGAAGAUAGAACCCAAUUUUUGGAAAGUAUAACUGAAGUGGAACGGCUAGAAACCGUAACUCCUGGAAAUUUGUCAAAUUUUGGGUCAUUUUUAAGUGGUUCAAGCGGCGGAAGUGUGCCAUCAUCAGGAAGUUCUGUUGGACAUUUGUCAGGAAAUUCUGUGGGACAUUCAUCAGGAAAUUUUGAAUAUAGGUUUGCUGAAAUUUCACAGUUUCAACCAUCUCCUGCUAUGGGACAGUUAUUUCCACCUCCGGGGGUAGGAUUUAAUAUGCCUGGGCAUAUGAUGGGUGCACCUUAUGUACCGAUGAUGUUUCCUCAAGGAUUUUCUGGUUUUCCUUUCGUGUCCUCGUCGCCUGCUACACAAAUGAUGCAAACAUCUUCAGGAGUUUUUAAUGUUUGGGCAUCAACAACAAUCGGUGGAAUUUCAACUACUCAAAUGGGAGAAACGAGUCAAGGAACAAGAACAAAUUUUUUUCCUGGUUUUGUAACGCCUACUAGACGGUCAACAGAUAUUGGAUAUAGGUUUGGUGUACCAUCGGGAAUUGGUACACAACCACGACAGUUAAAUUUUAUGGAUGAUAAAACAUCAAAUAAUACCACUGAUAACGAGAAACAUUGAAUAAACAAUAUUCAAAGUUUAUGGUUUUAAUUAAUGUUUGUAUU
Messenger RNA from Camelina sativa (false flax), 2702 nucleotides. NCBI's taxonomy places the organism in Eukaryota, Viridiplantae, Streptophyta, Magnoliopsida, Brassicales, Brassicaceae. The record is from RefSeq and is a predicted model, not a curated record.